UUGAAAACAUAUAAAUCACGACCCCAUUGGUCAUUUGGUCCCCUCGGUUUAACAGCGAUUGGAUAGAUAUGAUGCCUAUCAUUAGCGGUGAACUGACUGAAUUGACGUUCAAUAUACUCUUGCUCUAGUCGACGAUACUAAAGUUUAUUUCAUAGCUACAGUCGUGUAUAAUUUCUAAACUACAUGCAUUGGGAAGUUAACAGGAAAAUCAGAAGUUCUGGGACGUGAUAUUUAUGUGUCGAGUGAAGCAGCUGUUAUUGUUUUCUUUUCUGUAGAAAUGGGCUCGACAAACUCCACCCUGUCAAAAAUUCCAAACGUCAAAGAAUUAAUGCAAGAAACGGGUUUCACCCCUGCACACGUUGUUCGACUUUAUGACCGUUUCGAAGCAUUGGACAAGGAAAAGACAGGCCAUCUCCGCCCGCAGGAUUUUGGAGCCAUUAAUAGGUUGGCGAUGAACCCCAUCGGGGAUCGGAUCAUUGGGGCUUUCUUCUCUCCAGGACAGGAAACAGUGGACUUCCACUCCUUUGUGAGGAUCCUGGCCCACUUCCGACCUGCGGACCAAAAACGUCCCAAAGAUCCCAGUAUGCCUGAACCUGUCAACAGUAGGACCAGUAAACUCCAGUAUCCCCCCUGGUUUUCUCCUUCCUUUCAGUUGCCUUCCAACUAUAUGACCAAGACAAAGAUGGAAAAAUCUCCAGAGCUGAGCUUCUACAGGUCCAUUAUAACUGUUAGCUUUACUGACAAUAAUGCUCUGUAUGGUGCUGCGGUCCAUGCUGGAGAUGCAGGUGACGGAGGAGCAGCUAGAGAGCAUUGCCGACCGCACCAUCCAGGAGGCUGACCUGGACAAGGACGAUGCCAUCUCCUUUGAGGAGUUCCGCAAGUCCCUGGAGAAGGUGAACAUCGACCAUAAGAUGAGCAUUCGCUUCCUGCGCUAGCUAGAGUGGUUGCACUGGGUCAACUGACUGUUCAUGGAGAUGUAGCCCACUUUGUGUGUACUCAUCCCUCCAUGGUAAAAACAAGGCUUCAGCAGGGAAAUAUUACUGAUUCCUUUAACUGGAUGACUAACACUAAAUACCUUAAAUGACUGAAUAAUAUGCUGUAACUUAAUAUGUUUUUUACAGCAUACUGGAAUAUGGGCAUCAUGUUCCAAAGUCUAACUGUACUAGAGCCCCACUGUAUAACUACAUAGUAACUGCUUUUAUAUAAUACAAUAAAAUGUAAUUUAAUAAUA
This is a messenger RNA of Salmo salar (Atlantic salmon), 1231 nucleotides long. The record is from RefSeq and is a predicted model, not a curated record. NCBI's taxonomy places the organism in Eukaryota, Metazoa, Chordata, Actinopteri, Salmoniformes, Salmonidae.